AUGUUGCUUGCUAGUUCACACUCAAUUCUGCCCCUUCUGGAGCGAAAGAAAAUGGAAAAAACACCCAGAAUCGACCUUUUAUACCUACCAACACACAAAUUACUCGAAGAAACACCAUGGAGAUACCACGUCGUAUCCAGGCAUUUCACAUUCGUUUAUCAUCAUGGCGUAAUACUCUAG
Molecule: messenger RNA, 180 nt
Organism: Trichophyton rubrum CBS 118892
Lineage: Eukaryota; Fungi; Ascomycota; Eurotiomycetes; Onygenales; Arthrodermataceae
Exons: 2
Coding region: 1-180 (59 amino acids)
Source: RefSeq, a predicted model, not a curated record